Pteropus alecto (black flying fox) is the source of this 964-nucleotide messenger RNA. RefSeq names its product ORMDL sphingolipid biosynthesis regulator 2 (gene ORMDL2). The record is from RefSeq and is a predicted model, not a curated record. The transcript has 4 exons. Gene Ontology annotation, biological process: ceramide metabolic process; negative regulation of ceramide biosynthetic process; intracellular sphingolipid homeostasis. NCBI's taxonomy places the organism in Eukaryota, Metazoa, Chordata, Mammalia, Chiroptera, Pteropodidae. Gene Ontology annotation, cellular component: endoplasmic reticulum membrane. Bases 172 to 633 code for a protein of 153 amino acids.
AAAUAGCGACCAAUUGUGCAUUCCCAUUGCAGACCGCCAACCAAUGCGUGGUGGCAGCGCUGAUUCUGUUCCACCAAUAAGAAAGCGCAGACGGGCGAGGGCGGAUGCUUCCUGGAGACUACAGGUGUAGAAGUGAGCGUCGGACCCAUAGCCGUUUCUGAAGCUGGCAGGAUGAAUGUGGGGGUGGCACACAGCGAAGUAAACCCCAACACUCGAGUGAUGAGUAGCCGGGGCAUCUGGCUGGCCUACAUCACCUUGGUAGGACUGCUGCAUGUGGUUCUACUCAGCAUCCCCUUCUUCAGCAUUCCUGUUGUCUGGACCCUGACCAACGUCAUCCAUAACUUGGCUAUGUAUGUCUUCCUACAUACAGUGAAAGGGACACCCUUUGAGACUCCUGACCAAGGAAAAGCUCGGCUACUGACACACUGGGAACAGAUGGACUACGGGCUCCAAUUUACUUCUUCCCGCAAAUUCCUCAGUAUCUCUCCUAUUGUACUCUACCUCCUAGCCAGCUUCUACACCAAGUAUGAUGCUGCUCACUUCCUCAUCAACACAACCUCAUUGCUCAGUGUACUGCUGCCUAAGUUGCCCCAAUUCCAUGGGGUCCGUCUCUUUGGCAUCAAUAAAUACUGAGGGAUGGGGCUGGGACGACUAUGGCACAAAAAGCUGUAACAUCCUUCCUUUCUCCAUACUGUCUUCUGUAUCUUGAAAGCUUGAGAACUAUACAGCCUUUCCUAAACUUCCAAGAAGAGAAUAGAUUGGAAAACAGGGCUCCCUGGGCCCAGCCCUGCUAGGAGCAGGCUUCUUGGAAUCAGGAAAGGCAGGUAAGGUAAGGGACCAAUCACUUUCCUCCACCACAGGAAGCCAUGUGUGGUAAUUAAGUUUUUCCAUAUCUUCCACCCCUACCACUUUCCAGCUGUUUUGCUUGUAUUUUCCUUAUAAUAAAGAUAAUUUUUUUGCCAGA